Messenger RNA from Carya illinoinensis, 1237 nucleotides. RefSeq lists its product as uncharacterized. NCBI's taxonomy places the organism in Eukaryota, Viridiplantae, Streptophyta, Magnoliopsida, Fagales, Juglandaceae. The record is from RefSeq and is a predicted model, not a curated record. The coding region runs from base 152 to 1048 and encodes 298 amino acids. The transcript is spliced from 5 exons.
GCUGGUUAACGGCCGUGUGUGGAUAAAGUGAUAGGGCAGAGGAAAGAACGAGUGGCUUUACCUUCUCCACUCUGUCAAUUCUCUCUCUCUCUCUCUGAAUAAACAAGACCCUAAACCUAUACUGAAACCAUGUGCCCAGCCGCGCUUAGCCAUGGCCAACACACUCUCCAUCUCACUCUCUAGCUCUCUCAGACUCCACCUCUUGGUACCCAGUACAGGCAGACUCAGAACCAUGGCCAUGGCCACCCCCGCUACCGCCACCAAGGUUGUCCCGGCCGUGAUUGUUGGUGGCGGACGCGUAGGUAGGGCCUUCCAGGACAUGGGCAACGGUCAGGAUUUUCUAGUCAAGAGGGGCGAGUCCGUGCCGCUCGAUUUCGAAGGCCCCAUCUUGGUCUGCACCAGGAACGAUGAUCUUGAUGCCGUUCUUCAGGCCACUCCUCCCUCCAGAUGGAACGAUUUGAUAUUUGUCCAGAAUGGAAUGCUGGAGCCAUGGCUUCAAAGUAAAGGUCUGAGUGAUGCGGACCAAGUAUUAGCAUAUUUUGCCGUAUCAAAGCUUGGAGAAGCCCCUGUUGAUGGGAAGACUGAUACCAAUCCUGAAGGGCUGACAGCAGCAUAUGGGAAGUGGGCAUCGGCCGUAGCUGCAAGAUUACAUGCUGGAGGCCUCUCUUGCAAGGUUCUCAACAGGGAAGCAUUUCAAAAGCAGAUGUUAGAAAAGCUGAUAUGGAUAUCGGCAUUCAUGCUUGUGGGAGCUCGUCAUCCUGGGGCAACUGUAGGUGCUGUGGAGAAGGAAUACCGCUCAGAAGUGUCUAGUCUUAUUGCAGAACUUGCUACUGCAGCAGCGGCCGAAAAAGACUUGGUAUUUGAAGAAGCCAUGGAAGAUAGACUAUGUGCGUACUCCCGAGCAGUUUCCCACUUUCCUACAGCAGUUAAAGAGUUUAAAUGGAGGAAUGGUUGGUUCUACUCACUCUCGGAGAAGGCAAUAUCAGAAGGAAAACCUGAUCCAUGUCCACUGCAUACAUCAUGGCUCAAAGAAUUGAAAAUUGUCUAGAAAACGCAACUCUCACGAUGUGGCUUAAGAAUCUGUUGUAGUGCCAACUUCAUAAAGCACAAUUUACUUAAAUGAGCCUCCAACAGUAGUGGAAGGAUUGCUAUAUCAUGCUUACAGACACAGUGAUGUGUUCCCUUGUAAUGGUUGGUACGUUUUGUGGUACUUCUAAUAAACGGGGUGUUACUGCUA